AUGUUUGCUAAUAAAUACAGCAAGCACGACUUCUCCAAGCUACGCAAUGAUGCUUUUUGGGAAUUUCUUUUUUCAAAGCACCCAUUCGAUCAAGUUAGACGAGAAAAUCUUAACAAACUAGUCAGUCUUUUCAACGAGAAAGAAAAUGGCAAAUUUACUUUUAUUACACUCAACAAACUUUACUUUAAAAAUUAUGGAGAAUAUUUAACACCAAGAUUUUUGAGGGAUUUAUUCUGCACUCGAUUAAUGCCAGAAGGUUACGAAUUUGAAGUGUUCCGUUAUUGUGGCCGAAUGUUUAUAUUGCAAGAACCAGACAUCAUUUCACUUACAAUCGAUGAAUCCAGCGAAGAAAAAAAUAUUUUUGUACGUUUUUAGUGGAGGGGAUUGGAGUGGAGGGGAUCUUAUUUUUAAUUUUUAAGGUCAGUUCGGCUCCACAA
This is a messenger RNA of Meloidogyne enterolobii, 437 nucleotides long. NCBI's taxonomy places the organism in Eukaryota, Metazoa, Nematoda, Chromadorea, Rhabditida, Meloidogynidae. The record is from the annotation of a GenBank genome assembly.